This is a messenger RNA of Megalops cyprinoides (Indo-Pacific tarpon), 3188 nucleotides long. It is a transcript of the gene ddx23, whose product is annotated as DEAD (Asp-Glu-Ala-Asp) box polypeptide 23. The record is from RefSeq and is a predicted model, not a curated record. Gene Ontology annotation, cellular component: catalytic step 2 spliceosome. The transcript has 17 exons. Lineage: Eukaryota; Metazoa; Chordata; Actinopteri; Elopiformes; Megalopidae. Gene Ontology annotation, molecular function: RNA helicase activity; ATP binding; RNA binding. Gene Ontology annotation, biological process: mRNA splicing, via spliceosome. The coding region runs from base 99 to 2558 and encodes 819 amino acids.
UCAACAAUAUGGCGGCUUUGUAGCUACGCUGAGAGGACGUUACGUUAGCUGGACAUAAAACAAAGGUAUUUUGUUUUGUGGAGCUAACGUUAGCUGAGAUGGCUGGUGAUUCCUCAGAUAAGAAGGAAACGGAAUCAUCCGGGGGUAAGGAGCGCGACAGGAAGCGCAGUCGCUCUCGAUCCCGCGAGCGCAGAAGCUCUCCAAGCAAGGAGAGAAAGCGCCACCGCUCCCGUGAACGGAGGAGGUCCCGCAGCCGUUCGAAAUCAGCUGAGAGAGAGCGGCGACAGAAAGACAAGGAGAGGGAUAAGGAGCGUGACAGAGAUAAGGACAGGGACAGGAGUCGCAAGGAUCGAGACAGAGACAAGGACAGCCACCGGCGGGACAAGGACAAAGACCGCAGCAGGAAAUCCAGAAGCUCCUCCCCCAAGUCCAAAGACGUCAAAGCAAAGAGGGAGAAGGAUGUGAAAAAAGAGGAGGAUGAAGAGGAAAACAAGAAGAAGAAAGAUAAGGUCCAGCCUCUGUCUCUGGAAGAGCUCCUGGCCAAGAAGAAAGCUGAGGAGGAGGCAGAGGCCAAGCCCAAGUUCCUGUCUAAGGCGGAACGUGAGGCGGAGGCCUUGAAGCGUCGGGAGCAGGAGACGGAGGAGAGGCGUCGGCUCAUAGAGGACGAGAGGAAGAGGAGGAGGGUGUUCCAGGACAUCGGGAGGAAGAUGCUGGAGGACCCUCAGGAGAGGGAGCGACGUGAACGCAGGGAGCGCAUGGAGAGGGAGAAUAACGGCACCGAGGACGACGAUGGCAGGCAGAAGAUCCGCGAGGAGAAGGAUAAGGGCAAGGAGCUGCAGGCCAUCAAGGAGCGGUACUUGGGCGGGGUGAAGAAGCGGCGCCGGACGCGACACCUGAACGACAGGAAGUUUGUCUUCGAGUGGGACGCCUCCGAGGACACGUCCAUCGACUACAACCCCCUAUAUAAAGAGAAGCACCAGGUGCAGCUGUACGGCCGUGGCUUCAUCGCAGGGAUCGACCUGAAGCAGCAGAAGAGGGACCAGUCGCGCUUCUACGGCGACCUGAUGGAGAAGAGGCGCACCAUGGAGGAGAAAGAGCAGGAGGAGCUGAGACUGAAGAAGGUGCGUAAGAAGGAGGCCAAGCAGCGCUGGGAUGACAGGCACUGGUCCCAGAAGAAGCUGGAGGAGAUGACAGACAGGGACUGGAGAAUCUUCCGCGAGGACUACAGCAUCACCACCAAGGGGGGCAAGAUCCCCAACCCCAUCCGCAACUGGAAGGAGUACACCCUCCCCCCGCACAUCCUGGAGGUCAUCGACAAGUGCGGCUACAAGGAGCCCACCCCAAUCCAGAGACAGGCCAUUCCCAUUGGUCUGCAGAACAGAGACAUCAUUGGCGUGGCUGAGACUGGCAGUGGCAAGACAGCUGCGUUCCUUAUUCCUUUGCUGGUGUGGAUCACCACCCUGCCCAAGAUCGACAGGAUUGAAGACUCAGACCAGGGCCCGUACGCAGUGAUCCUGGCGCCUACCCGUGAGUUGGCACAGCAGAUUGAGGAGGAGACCAUUAAGUUUGGGAAACCUCUGGGAAUCCGCACGGUGGCCGUGAUCGGAGGGAUCUCACGAGAGGACCAGGGCUUCCGUCUCAGGAUGGGCUGCGAGAUCGUCAUCGCCACGCCGGGCCGUCUGAUCGACGUUCUGGAGAACCGCUACUUGGUUCUGGGCCGCUGCACGUACGUGGUCCUGGACGAGGCAGACCGCAUGAUCGACAUGGGCUUCGAGCCAGACGUGCAGAAGAUCCUGGAGUACAUCCCGGUGACCAAUCAGAAGCCUGACACUGAUGAGGCGGAGGACCCGGAGAAGAUGAUGAUGAACUUUGAGUCCGGAAAGCACAAGUACAGACAGACGGUCAUGUUCACCGCCACCAUGCCGCCGGCCGUGGAGCGGCUGGCCCGGAGCUACCUGCGACGCCCCGCGGUGGUCUACAUCGGCUCUGCGGGCAAGCCCCACGAGAGGGUGGAGCAGAAGGUCCUGCUCAUGUCUGAGGGAGAGAAGAGGAAGAAGCUUCUGGACGUACUGGCACGAGGCUUCGAACCUCCCAUCAUUAUUUUCGUCAACCAGAAGAAGGGCUGCGAUGUGCUGGCCAAGUCCCUGGAGAAGAUGGGGUACAAUGCUUGCACGCUCCAUGGUGGCAAAGGCCAGGAGCAGAGAGAGUUCGCUCUGUCCAAUCUCAAGGCUGGUGCCAAGGACAUCUUAGUUGCCACAGACGUUGCCGGCAGAGGUAUCGACAUUCAGGACGUGUCCAUGGUCCUCAACUACGACAUGGCUAAGAAUAUCGAGGACUACAUCCAUCGCAUUGGGCGUACGGGUCGAGCUGGAAAGAGCGGCGUGGCGCUAACCUUCCUCACCAAGGAGGACUCGUCUGUUUUCUACGACCUGAAGCAGGCCAUCCUGGAGAGCCCGGUGUCCACGUGCCCGCCCGAGCUGGCCAACCACCCCGACGCCCAGCACAAACCGGGCACUAUCCUCACCAAGAAGAGGAGGGAGGAGACCAUCUUCGCCUGAGCGGCCCCGCAGUCCGGACGCGCGCCCCACCUGCUUGUCUUUCCCACCUUUGCCGUCCUCUUCCCCCUCAUCCUUGCCUUCCUGAGCAUCUCCUUGUGAUUUCCUUCCCUUUCUAUCUUUAUAUCUAUUCCUGACUUGCCCCACCCCCUCACCCCUGUCCCCGCCCACUUCUCUCCCUGCCCAUGUGUCCCAUGUCGCUGUCAGUGACACACCAGCUCCUGCAUAGUAAGGAUUCGUGUCAUAGUUUGCGUCACAGUGGCUCACGCUGUAAAGGGGAACAGAGACUCACUGUGGUCACUCUGGUUGAUCCUGCUGUGGUGACGGAAACCAAGGGAUCAUAUUUUUUUUUGUUAUUAUUUUUUUUUUUUAUAUCUUCAAGAUCAGCAGGUAUGUGACUAGUUGACUUGUAAAUUAUUAGAAUUGAACAGAAAAGAAAAACUGGCCAGAAAAGAAACUUUUUCAACAGCUUCACUUCACUCAGUGGCAGUAAAGAGAAAACCUUUUUAUAGAUUAAAGUCGUUUAUUUAGCUUUUUGCUUAAGUCAGUUAGGUUUUGAGUUUUAAAUUGUGAAAAAGAGUCAAUGAUGUAAUCUGUAAUCACUGCAAAAAACCCACAAAACAUUUUAUCUAA